Molecule: messenger RNA, 792 nt
Organism: Recurvomyces mirabilis
Lineage: Eukaryota; Fungi; Ascomycota; Dothideomycetes; Mycosphaerellales; Teratosphaeriaceae
Exons: 1
Source: RefSeq, a predicted model, not a curated record
ACCUUGCAGUGGGUACCAUGUUACGAAGGCAAAGAAUGUGCUCGCUUCUCGAGACCUAUGGACCCGGCGGAUCCAAUCAUCAACGAAACCGUCGCACUCGCCAUCAUCCGCUCCCCGGCGCAAGUACCUAGGUCUGACUCGCGAUAUGGUGGCUCCAUCUUCAUGAAUCCAGGCGGACCGGGGUCCUCUGGAGUCGGUAUAUUGAGAUGGGCAGCUUACGAGUUUCAGUCCAAGAUUGGCGGACCCAAAUAUUUUGACUUGAUUAGCGGGGAUCCCAGGGGUAUCGGCUCGUCGAUGCCACUUCCUGUGUGCUUCCCGAAUAACCUCCAGCGUCAACAAUAUUGGCUUAAGCAGGAAGUGAUUGGCGGGAUCAACAGUUCACCCUAUGCAUUGCAAUAUGGAUUUGCUGUCGCGGAGGCUUUCGGCCAGGCAUGCAACUCGACUAUCAUGCGAUACAUGACUACACUUCUGACCGUGCAAGACGUGAUCGCCAUUGCCCAUGCGCUAGAGCCCAACGUCAUCGAGCCUUUGAUAAACUACUGGGGCAUCUCAUAUGGGACGUUCGUCGGCAAUACUUUCGCGUCCGUGUAUCCGCACCGGCUCGGAAGGACAGUCCUUGACGGUGUGCUCGGGACCGACGACUAUCUCUCCCCCGCCUGGCAUACAGGCCUAGUCAAUACCUCCGCCAUCUACAGCCAUUCUCGCAGCUGUGCCGCGACGCUGGACCGAGUAAAUGCGCGAUAUGGGCCAACGAUACGAGUGCUAUCGGUAGCAAGAUCGACGAUCUGCUGA